UUUCUGAAAUACAUGUUGCAAUAUUAAGAGUAAAAUUAGUGUCAAGUCUGCAAAAUCGUUUUCUUUAACUUUGUAAAAAUAUAAUUGUACAAGAAGAACUUAAAAUUACUGUGCCACACUCACUGAGAGAGUGACUGAGAAAGACUAAGACUGUCAGGAAUUUGGGGAAUGAAAUGGGUUAAAAUUAAUUGGAUUUUCAUUUUCUUAGAUGUAAGUCAUAACUGACUGUGAGAUUACAAAAAUACCUAUGUAUAUCUUUGUAGUUUGGAAUGAAGAAGUGGCCUCCUGUCCCUGACAGGAGAGGCAGGCUAAUCUUAAUUCUGUCUCUUUGCUGUGCAACACUGUAGUACAUAUGUUUUCCAAACUCUAGGUACAGCAGCUAAAAAAAAUGACAAACUUUGUGGGUUGGGGAACUUGCACAAACUGUUUUUCACCGUGAUUUUGCAAGCUAUGUCUCUGUCUUAUAAUUCAGAUGUAUUUUCAGAAACGUGUAUUUAUCUAAAUAGACAGGCAAAAGCACUUAGCUAUUGGGUGAUGUGAACUGAGCUCACUGCAGAUGCAGCUGAAAUGAGCUGGAGCAAGUGUGUGUGUAUGACUCAUGGGAAGAGUCAGCCCUGGUUAGCAGCUAAAGGAUAAUCUCCUCUAUUAAGUGCAUAUGACAUCUUAAAUAGUAGUAAAGAAGUGGAAGCAGGCGUUUGUGGGAAAUGUAGAAAUAAGUUCACAAGUUAACACUUCUGUCUCAUCUUCAACCAUCACUGUUUCCUUCCUUCACCCUCUGCUAGAUUUAAACUAUAUAGUUUAUAUGUAAGCAGAAAACAGUUGUGAGUGAGUAGAAUUAAUUGGAUAGCUACUUUGCAAAUGCUUUUUAAGUGGAAGAUGCGAAGACAGAGAUUUAGUCUCUGCUGGCUAAGAGUGGUCAUGUAACGUGGAACUCUACUUUCUCACUUUGCCAUUCAGAAAGAACUGUCCUAGUUUUCUGCUGGUCUUGUGUCGUUUUUAUGCUUUUAAUACAGUCUCGUUUUUAUGCUUUUAAUACAGUCAUAGGUCUGGGUACCAUAGUUUUAAAAGUACUCUGCAAGCUGGGUCCUAGCAGCAACUAAUGAUUACAAUUAACUUCUGUGAAACAAAUUUUGAGAUAAAUGGAGGUCAUGUCCCUUUAAAAAAAAAAAAAAGGUACCUAAGACUACUUUCACUUUCCAAAAAGUUUCAUUAGUAAUUUGUUUUUUAUGCUAGAUUUUUGUAAAUAAUUUUUUUGACUGUCUUUGAAGCAAAUACUUAUAAAGUUAGGGGAAACAUCAUCUGUUGGUUCUAGGGCUUUUUUUCAGCCAAAACAGUAACUUUCCCCUUCUUUGUCGGAUCAAAGCAAUGAUAGUUUUUCCCUUUUCUGUUAUGAGUUUACUUUGGGGAAAAACAGACUGUAUCUGCAAUGAAGGCAGUGAAUGCAUGCUUGUUGUCAUAGGGAAAUAGGCCCUUCAAAUUCAGUAGGAUGAUAUGACCCAUUGACUACAAAGUGAGGUUACAAAUGUCUUCUCUAAUGUGCUAAUUAACCAGCUGCUGAUGGUAUCUUUCCUUAUCUGACCAAGUUCCCAUUUUUAUUGGACAUGAUGAAAAUGUUUGAAGGAUUCUAUCUUAGAAGUGUUAAUGCAUGAUUGUAUGAAAUAUGUAUUCAAUUGUAUACUCCUUAUGAAAUUCAAUAAGAAAAAAUUAAUGUCAGGUGUUAAGCAAAAUUUUGUUGGAAGCGUAAAUAGUUGAAGUUUGUAUCAAAAAUGCAUCACUUCUAAAGUACACUGCCUGAGUGCUUUUAUACUCUUUAGUUCUCUGGUACUAUUGACUUGCAAUUCUGACUGUUAAUGACUUUCAGAAGAAACAAUUUCACUGUUGAGAGUAUGCUGCUACAUCUUUGUAAGCCAGCCAUAUGUGUUUGUGAGCUGGUCUCCCAAGAAAACUGAACAGGUAAGUAACAUCAAUUUUCUUUUUUUUUUUUAAAGGCAAAAAUGGUUCUAUAACACCAUUUGAACAAACAUAAGAAUAAAAAGGACUAUGGUUAUUUGUUGAGAAGUUUCAUAAAUUUCUCAGUGGAAAGAAGCCAAUUGUGUCAUCAGUGGACAAAAGCAGAAAGUUUGUAGUUCUGUUCAUUCAGGGGGAAAAAAAAAUCAUUUAAUGAUAUGGCUAUUGCCUUGUAGCAGUACUUACUAUGCACAGUAAAUUGUUUGCCAGGAUGGCUCUCUGGGGAUACAGCCUGCAGAUGACACCUAAACUGGUCCAGAUUCUCGAAUGAAUAAAACAGCCUGGGUUAAGUGAGUAUAUUGGCGGGCAGAGAUCUGGGACAAGGUAUUCCUGAUUCUGAUAUUGCACUUCUUUAUUUCAAAGCUCAGACGUGACAGAUGUAAAGGAGGAAUCCGUUUGGAUCCAUGCACUGUAACUUACUGCAGGAUAACUAGCAGGAGGAACUUGUGCUGGAAGUGUGCUUGUGCAGGUAAAUGUUUUUCACAUGCUGAACCAGCAGGAGGAGGUCUUUGGCCUGCGCCACGUGCCUAGCAUGGCUUUGGUGAGUUGUUGGCCUGUGAGAGCCACGUUGCCCUACGUUUUCUGUUCGUGUUGAGCAGUUUCAGGAUACCAUCGUUAUAUCGGAAUUAUGCCCAUAGCAACUGUCUACAGUGUCCUGUUUUCCCAAGAACAAGAGAAACAAAGAGAAAGGAUUUUCUUAAUCAUAAAUAUGCUUCCAGACACUGCAUACAAAAAUCUGUCUCUCUCACUCUGCUCUCUCUGACGGCUAUGUUGCCAGUGUUCUUCUGGUUCUUUGCUAGUUUUAUCCCAUUUUUCUUCCUUUUCACUUAAAGAAACUGGCAGUUUGACUGCUCUUAUGUAAGGUAGUCAGUCCAAGAUAACUCUUCAUUCUGAUUCUAGUUUUUGAAAGCAUUUCUGCUGUUUCUGUUUUUGAUAAAAAUAAUUAAUUAUAGCUUAAUUUAGUUUGUACAAAAGGGUGAAAGGUGGAUCAUUUGCUUCAGCAAGGACAUUCAUUGGACAUAGAUCUAACAUCACAGCCACAGUCCUAGCCCUAAAAAUAAAAUUAAAAAAAAAAAACUGAUGUCAACCUCAAGAAGAGUCACAUAAUCCACGGACAGGGAGAGCGGCCAUGGAACACUAAUUCUCAAAAUAAAUGCAUUUCAACAAUGUUUUGUCAAAGCAAACCUAGAACCUGGGACAGCAUGGCUUUUAAAGUGAUGUCUGUAUUCUGUGUUUUACUUUAUACUGUAAAAGCUUAGAUGCAUACAGAAUAGACACUGUCAAAUGAUGAUAGACUGCAACUCUGUUUAGGCAACUUUCUAACAUUACCAAAUUGCAGCCCACAAAGAGAACAACAUUUGCUUAAAGUACUCCAAGUUACUUGUAAGCAUUAGAACCAGAAAUUUAUGAUUAAAUACUUGAAUAAUAUUUUUCUAGAGAUGCAUUAUUUCUCCAAGUUCUCUUCAUUUACCACAGUAUGUUAAAUAUCCUGUGGGAUUUCUCCUCCAAAUUCUGUGUACUGUAGCAAAAAAGGGAUUGGGGAGUGAUAUGGGGCAGUGGAUUACCAAUAGUACUCUCUGUCCUGCAGAAGUUUGCACUAAUGUCCUGCUUCAUUUCUUGUCAUAACUAUUACGUAUGCUACUACAAGGCGUUAGUAGCAAUCACAGCUGGACAGAGCUAGCAGCUAGGAAAAGAGUGCUCAGUGUUGCGGACAACAGUUUCGCCCUCUGCAGUCAAGCAGUUGUGAAAAAAUAGAAAUAGACUUCUGAAGCAGUGUUUAAUGUUUUAGCCUUGUAGUCAAACCACAGUGAACAAGGUUAGCUGUGUGCAGUAACAGCAAUAGCACUUCACUGUGCUGUAGGAGACUGAGACUAACCACAGGAAAGGCAAUCCUGAUGAGCUUAAAGGGCAUUCUCAGCUGUAGCUAGCGUAGCUGACGCACUAAUACUGAGGAAGUAAAAACAGAAGUAUAUGAAGGAAACAAGUUUGUGUAAAUGUGGGUGCCCAAAGGGCGAACAAGAGUGUUCUUCUUCGUCUUCAUCCACCAUGUCUUCUCGUUUCUCCCUGAUCUGGAUUCUACUGAUCUUGUUUACAGGCCCCAGAGUAUCAGGAUCAAUCCUGAAAGGAGUGGUUGGUCAGAAUAUCACUGUGCCCUGCUCUUACCAUGUUAAGGGGAGGGCCGACAUCACAACGAUGUGCUGGGGUCGUGGCGCCUGCCCUGCUUCAAAAUGUUGGCAGCCCAUUAUCUGGACAGAUGGAUGGAAGGUGACAACACAGUCCUCUGAGAGGUACCAACUAGAAGGGAACCUGCCAAAGGGGAACGUGUCCCUCACAAUAGUGAAUGCAGAGGAAGCAGACAGUGGGACGUACUGCUGCCGUGUGGAGAUCCCAGGGUUGUUCAAUGAUCAGACAACUAAUCACAGGGUUGUGAUUGAGAAAGCUAGGAUCACUACUCCAAGUCCUCACACUUACACCUCUGAACAGACCUCAGCUCCUGGGACUGCCAGUGACUCAUCCCUUACCAUCACAACAACAUGGCCAUCAGUUUCUGGUUCAGAAGCUCCUCAGACUGCCUACAAUCCCUCUUCCAGCACCAAUUUCAUCUCAGACCGCUCAGAUAUAACCGCAGACUUGCAGAAUGUGUCUGAAUCAGCUCACAGUGCACAGAAUUCAGAAAAUGGGAUAUACAUUGGGAUUGGCAUAUGUGUGGUGCUUCUUGUCAUCCUUAUUUUGGCUCUGUUCCUCAGUAGACACUAUUUAUACAACAUGAAGAAGCUGAGUAACUUUCCAAGCUCUGUCAUGUUUUGGAGAUUAGAACGUGCAGGGAACCAAAAUGCCCUGGAAAUUGAUAUGCAUGCAGAGGAAAACAUUUAUACAAUACACUAUACCAUGCAGAGUGUCUCAGAAGGGGAAAAAGAGGGGGCACCUAUCCAUAAGAGCAGGAAAGAAGCAGUUGCAAUACAUAUAAACGGGAAAUGGAGAAAUGAUUCUUCAGUGGGGCUCACUCAGCAUUUCUCAGUGCUUCCGAUCACUGCGCUGAAGUCUCCAUCGACUAAAAUGUCCCGUUUUGUGUUGUUUUGCUGGAUUCUGAUACAGACCUUUAUAGCUCACACCGUAUCUGAAACUGUUGUUAGAGGAGAAAUAGGGCAAUCUGUUACGUUACCUUGCUUCUACCGGGUAGAAAGAUGGAGAGACAUCUCAGAUAUGUGCUGGGGCAGAGGCAUGUGCCCACAUUCAAAAUGUAGUAACAAAAUUUUGCACACCACUGGGAAUAGGGUGACAUUCAGAAGAUCUCAGAGAUACAAUCUUCAGGGCUAUAUUUCCUAUGGAGAUGUGUCUCUCACAAUAAAAGAAGUGAAGGAAGAAGAUGCAGGUGUAUACUGCUGCCGUGUAGAAAUCCCUGGCUGGUUCAAUGACAUCAAAAAGAACAUGAAGCUGCAGGUGUUCAGAGCAACAACUCUGCCAGCGACAACCAGGCUUCAGACAACAAAGUUAACCCUGACUCCUUCAGCACCUCCAGUGAUGAUGACAACCAUGACAAAGCCUCCCAAUUCCCCCCCAAAUUUUAGAAAAACAAUUUCUGUUCCCCAAGCAACCUCUGAUCUUCAAGCAACAGUUAUGGCAGAGACUGCUGUCCUCCUGACAACUGUCAGUCCUCCAGCAACAACUACCACCAAAAUAUUUGUUCCUCCAAUUCUUGUUGACCCACCGGCAACCACUGAGUCUCCAGCAGUAAUUAUGUUGGAGACUUUUGCUCCCUCAGUAUUCACUAUGACAGCAAAUGACAUUUUUCCAGAAAGUGUGGUGACAACUAGUGCUCCUGUAGAUUUUUCAACUGGUUUUCAAGCAGCUGACAGCAUGACUGAAGAUGAUUACGUGUUCAGUUCAACAGGAUUUGUCAUUGUUCCUGAAGUGACUACAGAAUUCCCAAGUACACUUCCAGGUUCAGAAGGAACUGAAAAUGCAGACACGUCUCUCAUUGCAGAAGAUAUUUCAGGAAGUUCAAACACAAAGGAUAAGAAAAAGGAUGAUUAUCAGUUUCCAAUCUAUGUCAUUAUCACCUGUUCCAUACUGGCAUCCAUUCUUUUUAUAUUGAUGCUCUCAACACUGUUACGGGAAUGUAAACACUCAGGGAGUUUUAAAAUAAAAAGCCUUGGACCGCCAGAAGAGCUUGAAAAAGUUUUUAGUAGUGCUGAAGGAGAAAAUGGCCUCUUCACCCUGUGAACAGCCCCCAUACCAUCUGUAGAUGCCUUG
Dromaius novaehollandiae (emu) is the source of this 6261-nucleotide messenger RNA. RefSeq lists its product as uncharacterized. NCBI's taxonomy places the organism in Eukaryota, Metazoa, Chordata, Aves, Casuariiformes, Dromaiidae. Gene Ontology annotation, molecular function: phosphatidylserine binding. The record is from RefSeq and is a predicted model, not a curated record. The transcript has 17 exons. Gene Ontology annotation, biological process: apoptotic cell clearance; cytoskeletal rearrangement involved in phagocytosis, engulfment. Bases 3979 to 6231 code for a protein of 750 amino acids.